This is a messenger RNA of Pelagomonas calceolata, 641 nucleotides long. Lineage: Eukaryota; Pelagophyceae; Pelagomonadales; Pelagomonadaceae. The record is from the annotation of a GenBank genome assembly.
CUUUUUGGCUGAGUCCUUUGCGCGGGCGAUGCUCUGCCAUAUAGCCUCACAGCUCUUGACAAACAGCUGCGGACAGCACGUAAGCAACGUCUUCGAGUGCGGAAGUCUCUAAACGCACCGCUUUCAGCCGAUCAGCCGCCUGCCGGCUGAGCACCUGAACAGCAACCAUGACGCGCGGCGUCGUCUACUUGUCGCGAAUCCCGCCCCACUUAAGGCCGGGCAAGGUAAGACGCCUGCUCGAGCAGCACGGCGAGAUCACGAACCUUUAUCUGGCGGCGGCAAAUAAAACGCGCGAGGACAAGAAGAAAUAUGGGCGGGGCAAGCGCUUCGUCGAGGGCUGGGUGGAAUUUGCCGAGAAGAAGAUCGCGAAACGCGUCGCGGCGUCUCUCAAUGGGGAAAGGAUGGGCCGCGGGUCGCGCGAUCGGCACGCCGACGACCUUUGGUCUAUGAAAUACUUGCGAGGCUUCGAGUGGCGCCAUUUGACGGAGAAGCAGGCCUACGAUAGGAAAGUGGAAGAGUCUCGCCAACGGCUGGCCGACGCGGCGGCGAAGCGGGAGGUCGGCGAGUUCCAGGCGCUUGUGGACGAGAGGGAUCGCAAUAAUGCGAUGGAGAAGCGGAAACGGCGGAAGCUAGAACAAUAA